This is a messenger RNA of Globicephala melas (long-finned pilot whale), 12660 nucleotides long. It is a transcript of the gene KCNH5, whose product is annotated as potassium voltage-gated channel subfamily H member 5. Gene Ontology annotation, cellular component: plasma membrane. NCBI's taxonomy places the organism in Eukaryota, Metazoa, Chordata, Mammalia, Artiodactyla, Delphinidae. Gene Ontology annotation, molecular function: voltage-gated potassium channel activity. Gene Ontology annotation, biological process: regulation of membrane potential; potassium ion transmembrane transport. The record is from RefSeq and is a predicted model, not a curated record.
ACCUCCGCCCCGGCAGCUGCGUCCCCGGGAGCAGCCGGGACUCGGGACCUUGGCAGGAGAAACUGAGAUGUGACCCCUCCGACUGCCCAUUGCCCUCUUUGGCAUCCUGCCUACUUCUCCCACUUCCUCUCCCACUCCACGGCUCAACUGGACAGCGAGCGUUUGCCUCGAUCUCCGGGGAGAGAGGAGCGGCCACCAGGCGCACAGCCGGGCAGAAGUUGGACUCAGCUGGGCAGCGCUGAUCCAGCUGCGCCGGAGGGGUAGGCUAGGAAGUGGGAGAGGAAGGCGCAGUAGAGGGUCUGGGAGAUAGGGCUUUGAGUGGGCUUUUCCUGCUCCCCCGGCCCCGGGGUCGGGGCAGGGGGAGAAAUGCUGAGCCCGCGCCUAGGUGAUCGCCGCCGCGACAGCAGCCUCAGCAACAGCUUCAGCAUCAGCACCGGCGGGACAGCGACAGCGGGGGCGGCGCAGGCGCACUGUGCCCCGCGGAGCCUGCAGUUCCCGAGCCCCGUGUGCGGCACCGCCACAGUCUGGGCAGCGGCGGCCGGGGGAGCGCUACUACCAUGAACUGCCUGGUCCUCCUCCCCAGAGCUGCUCAUCCGGGUUGGGCUGGAGACUCAGUCAGGGGACCCCGUCGCCGCCGCCGCGCCCCCUCUUCUUUGGGCUCGAUCUUCUCUUCCACCUUUUCCUCUUCUUUCUCCACCUUCUCUUCCUGCAUUCCCCCCUCCCCCGCCGCGGAUCCUGGCCGCUGCUCUCCAGACCCAGGAUGCCGGGGGGCAAGAGAGGGCUGGUGGCACCGCAGAACACAUUUUUGGAGAACAUCGUCAGGCGCUCCAGCGAAUCGAGUUUCUUACUGGGAAAUGCCCAGAUUGUGGAUUGGCCCGUAGUUUAUAGUAAUGACGGUUUUUGCAAACUCUCUGGGUAUCAUCGAGCUGACGUCAUGCAGAAAAGUAGCACUUGCAGUUUUAUGUAUGGAGAAUUGACUGACAAGAAAACCAUUGAGAAAGUCAGGCAGACUUUUGACAACUACGAGUCAAACUGCUUUGAAGUUCUUUUGUACAAGAAAAACAGAACCCCUGUUUGGUUUUAUAUGCAAAUUGCACCAAUAAGAAAUGAACAUGAAAAGGUGGUUUUGUUCCUAUGCACUUUCAAGGACAUUACGUUGUUCAAACAGCCAAUAGAGGAUGAUUCAACAAAAGGUUGGACAAAAUUUGCCCGAUUGACACGGGCUUUGACAAAUAGCCGAAGUGUUUUGCAACAGCUCACGCCAAUGAAUAAAACAGAGGUGGUCCACAAACAUUCAAGACUAGCUGAAGUUCUUCAGCUGGGAUCAGAUAUCCUUCCUCAGUACAAGCAAGAAGCGCCAAAGACGCCACCACACAUUAUUUUACACUAUUGUGCUUUUAAAACAACUUGGGAUUGGGUGAUUUUAAUUCUUACCUUCUACACCGCCAUUAUGGUUCCUUAUAACGUUUCCUUCAAAACGAAGCAGAACAACAUAGCCUGGCUGGUGCUGGACAGUGUGGUGGAUGUUAUUUUUCUGGUUGACAUUGUUUUAAAUUUUCACACGACCUUUGUGGGACCUGGUGGAGAGGUCAUUUCUGACCCCAAGUUGAUCAGGAUGAACUAUCUGAAAACUUGGUUUGUGAUCGAUCUGUUGUCUUGUUUACCUUAUGACAUCAUCAAUGCCUUUGAAAAUGUUGAUGAGGGAAUCAGCAGUCUCUUCAGUUCUUUAAAAGUGGUGCGUCUCUUGCGACUGGGCCGUGUUGCCAGGAAAUUGGACCAUUACCUAGAGUAUGGAGCAGCGGUCCUUGUGCUCCUGGUGUGUGUGUUUGGACUAGUUGCUCACUGGCUGGCCUGCAUAUGGUACAGCAUUGGGGACUAUGAGGUCAUCGAUGAAGUCACAAACACCAUCCAGAUAGACAGUUGGCUCUACCAGCUGGCCUUGAGCAUUGGGACUCCGUAUCGAUACAAUACCAGUGCAGGGAUAUGGGAAGGAGGACCCAGCAAGGAUUCACUGUAUGUGUCCUCUCUCUACUUUACCAUGACAAGCCUUACAACCAUAGGAUUUGGAAACAUAGCUCCUACCACAGAUGUGGAAAAGAUGUUUUCCGUGGCCAUGAUGAUGGUUGGCUCUCUUCUUUAUGCAACUAUUUUUGGAAAUGUUACCACAAUUUUCCAGCAAAUGUAUGCCAACACCAACCGGUACCAUGAGAUGCUGAAUAAUGUACGGGACUUUCUGAAACUCUAUCAGGUCCCCAAAGGCCUUAGUGAACGAGUCAUGGAUUAUAUUGUCUCAACAUGGUCUAUGUCAAAAGGCAUUGACACAGAAAAGGUCCUCUCCAUCUGUCCCAAGGACAUGAGAGCUGAUAUCUGUGUUCAUCUAAACCGGAAGGUUUUUAAUGAGCAUCCUGCUUUUCGAUUGGCCAGCGACGGGUGUCUGCGCGCCUUGGCGGUAGAGUUUCAAACUAUUCACUGUGCUCCUGGGGACCUCAUUUACCACGCUGGAGAAAGUGUGGAUGCCCUCUGCUUUGUGGUGUCAGGAUCCUUGGAAGUCAUCCAGGAUGAUGAGGUGGUGGCUAUUUUAGGGAAAGGGGAUGUAUUUGGAGACAUCUUCUGGAAGGAAACCACCCUUGCUCAUGCCUGUGCCAAUGUCCGAGCACUGACAUACUGUGACCUCCACAUCAUCAAGAGAGAAGCCUUGCUUAAAGUCCUGGACUUUUAUACAGCUUUUGCAAACUCAUUCUCAAGGAAUCUCACUCUUACUUGCAAUCUAAGGAAACGGAUCAUUUUCCGCAAAAUCAGUGAUGUGAAGAAAGAAGAGGAAGAGCGCCUCAGGCAAAAGAAUGAGGUCACCCUCAGCAUACCUGUGGACCACCCGGUAAGAAAGCUCUUCCAGAAGUUCAAGCAGCAGAAGGAGCUGCGGAAUCAGGGGUCAACGCAGAGUGACCCUGAGCGGAACCAGCUGCAGGUAGAAAGCCGCUCCUUACAGAACGGAGCCUCCAUCACUGGCACCAGUGUGGUCACCGUGUCACAGAUUACGCCCAUUCAGACAUCUCUGGCCUAUGUGAAAACCAGCGAGUCCCUCAAACAAAACAACCGUGAUGCCAUGGAACUCAAGCCCAGUGGCGGUGCUGACCCCAAAUGUCUCAAAGUCAACAGCCCCAUAAGAAUGAAGAAUGGAAAUGGGAAAGGGUGGCUGCGACUCAAGAAUAAUAUGGGAGCCCAUGAGGAGAAGAAGGAAGACUGGAAUAAUGUCACUAAAGCUGAGUCGAUGGGGCUACUCUCCGAGGACCCCAAGGGCAGUGAUUCAGAGAACAGCGUCACCAAAAAUCCACUAAGAAAAACAGAUUCUUGUGACAGUGGGAUUACAAAAAGUGACCUUCUUUUGGAUAAGGCUGGGGAGGCGCGAAGUCCACUAGAGCAUAGCCCCAUCCAGGCUGAUGCCAAGCACCCCUUUUAUCCCAUCCCUGAGCAGGCCUUACAGACCACACUGCAGGAAGUCAAGCACGAACUGAAAGAGGACAUUCAGCUGCUAAGCUGCAGAAUGACUGCCCUGGAGAAGCAGGUGGCAGAAAUUUUAAAAAUACUUUCAGAAAAAAGUGUGCCCCCGACCUCUUCUCCCAAAUCCCAAAUGCCGCUCCAAGUACCUCCCCAAAUACCAUGUCAGGAUAUUUUUAGUGUUUCAAGGCCUGAGUCACCUGAAUCUGACAAAGAUGAAAUCCACUUUUAAUAUAUAUAUAUAUAUAUACACAUAUAUAUAUAUGUAUAUAUAUAUACACACACACAUACACAUAUAUAUUUGUUAAUAUAUUAAAAACAGUAUAUACAUCUAUAUACAUAUGUGUGUAUAUACAGUAUAUACAUAUAUAUAUAUUUUCACUUGCUUUCAAUAUGAUGAACACAAUAUGGAUUUUGAUAUGUAAAUAUUGCAUGUCCAGCUGGAUUCUGGCCUGCCAAAGAAGAUAAUUAUUAAAAACAUAGAUAUCGCUUGUAUAUUAUGCAGUUGACUGCAUGUACACUUUACAUUUAUUUAUAAUCUCUAUACUUUUAAAAGGUAUGAUUUUUGUUAACCAAGGCAAUGUAAUAGUUAAAGAAUCAGGGUCCAACCUGCCAAUGUUGCCAUGACAAAUUUGAUCUCAGGCCGACUGUAUUGAGCUGUCAUUUCCUCACUCUUCUGUCAAGUUAAAAUUAUAAAUUAAUGCCAGGGAAGCAUUCAACAUUUUAAAAUGUUAGUGCCAUUUUGUGAUCCCUUUCCAUAGGAUAUUUUUCUGUAACUUAGUGUUAGGUUAUUUUCCCCAAUAGGCAGUGUUUGCUACAUUUAAAUGACUGUUUUGUUGCCUCAGUCAGAUAGCUGUGUGGGAUGCUGAGAACUUAUUGCUAUGGGGUUUGUGCAUGAAUUGCAUUUUUGCUCAACUAUACCUCUCCUUUUUUAACAUUAUACUUAGAUAGUAAUCAUAAACUCUUAUGUAAGGAUAUCCCUACUCCCUCUGUCUUAAAUAACAGCCACCAUCUUAUAAGCUGAUUUUUAUCAACCCCAUAAAUAUGAAACUAUUAAGAUAGUGUAUAUUAUAGAAAUACUGCAUCACAGGGUAAAAGGGCCUUUUAACAACUCAUGUUAGAGAUGGUGAUUUUCCAAAGGUGAUGAAUGUUCUAACUUUGUUUUUUUUAAAACUUGUUCAAGGGUGAAGUUAAAGGCUCUUAGCAAAGAAACAAGUAAACAAAAUACAUUUAAGUAAUCAUAUCAAAAAUUAAACUAGAAUGAUAUAAAAUAAAAAAUAUAAAUAGACAAGUUUCUGUAGCUUAUUUGUGACUUAGAAAGAAUGAAACAUGGGUACAGAAUUGUUCACACUUGAUUCUUAACUGCUUCUAGAGGUAAUACAUGAAAUGUGGUUAGAAAACAAAGAAAACUAAAUAGUAGAUGUUAAGUUGCUCAACUCAGACAACUGCUUUUCUAUAAUUUUAUUCUGGUUACAAUUUUCUAAAGCUUUUUUUGCACACAGUUCUACUGCUGGACUUCUGCUGAGUUGAUACAAUAGACUACCACAGCUCGGACAGAUCCGCUCAUGAAAGGGGGGUACUAAAGACUGAAUUUCAGAGUCUUUUGGGCCACAAAUUCUCUUCUUAGAAAGUGCCUAUUAUCAACCAAAAAAAAAAAGUAACAAAAGGCUGUGUAUAGCUAGACUCUUAAAUGCUGUGUAUUGAGAAUAAAAUGCACACUCAUUUGUGAGAACCUAGAAAACUUUAUUUCUUUUGACUAAAGUUUACUUUAUAAAGUUGAUCAGAGAGGCAUACUUUUAAAUUGGUGCAUGCAUGACAGUUAACAGCAGGAGCAGGGCAGUUAAUGUUUGCAUCAAGUUGAAAAUAUAUAGCAGUAAUUUGUAUAUUAUUACAUAUAUGGCCAUCUGUACAUAUAUGUUAGCAUACACAAGAUGAUAGCAAAAUCAAAGGAGAUAUUUUGAUGUGUUGUAGCCAUUUUUAUGAGCUUUUUUAACUAUCUCUGAGGAUCCCCAAACAAAAACAACAGAACUGAAAAACAAGUUACGACCAUCAGACUGGAGAAGUGAAAAACAAAGUAAUUUAUAAAGACAGUUGAUAUUUUAGAACUUCUGUUAGAGGUUCUUCACAUGCCCACAAGAUGUGCCUCUUUAAUCCAGGAGUCUCAGAACAGACGUUAUGUGCAUGGGUUCCAUUUUCCUUUCUUUGUGCCCAUAGCUUCCAUUUCUCAAAACGGAAGUUUUCAGGGGAACACAUCUCCAUGCUAUGCUACAAUAUCUACCUACCAUAGGCACAAGACAGUGAGGUAACCAUGGUGUAAGAAAUCAACAUUGAAAUUGAGACUCUGUUGCUUUUAUGAUGAGGAUGGUACCUUCUUAACUUCAGAUAUUUAUUGAAUUUCAGGGUAUUUUCUAUUUAACCAUGUAUGAGACAAGCUUGGCUAAGCUUUCAAAGUGCGUGGUAAAAAUAAUCUGAGUACAGAAAUGGUUAGUUUAACUUUAGCCAUGUGCUUCAGAAAUAACAGUUGCUGUAAAGGUAUGAGUGACUGUGAAACAGCAGGGCGGUUUGUAGUUGUGAUCCAUGCGUUUGCUUAUUAGUGUUGCUAAUAUCUGCUGUGUUCUGACAUUGACUCAGAGCUUCAUCUAAUUGACCUACAAUAUUGAUGUUCAUAUAUAGAGGAAACUACGUUAGAACUACUUCAGGUUGUCACAAAAAAGGGAAGAGUAUCGGUUGCUUGUUUAUGGUGCAGUUAUCACAGUAUUCUUUUCCAGCCACCUCUGUUCCUGUGUGCAUGAUAUGAUGAAGUGCUGAAUGCACUCUACUGUUUUCAGCAGGAAUGCAUGUGUUCAGCAAACAUUGUAUAUAGAGUAGUCUUUUAGGUUUCCAGAUUCCACAACUCUUUCCAGUCAAACUUACUCAGAUUUGAAUGAGGGGUGAGCACUUGCUUUAAUACAUGCAGUAAUGAUACAAUCAUGUUCUGUGUUGCCUCAACCAGCACAAAGACAGUAGAUUCUCUUUUGGGGGACCAGAUGACUGCAUGUUUUAUUCUUGUACUGUAUAGAUGCUCUCAGUGCAUCCAGAGUAGAAUUUUGUAUUAUUAUCUUUCUGAACAAUGGAAUAAUAGGAGUAAAUAGAUAUGUGUUUAAAAUUUGAACAUUUUCCAAGCAACUUAUACACCUUCAGUAUUUUUCUAUGAUAAUGUAUAAGAUCAGAUGCUGUACCCUGGACAGGUGGUUGUAAUGUACUGUGAUAACAGAAGUCAAACAAAAACGGAAAUGUGAGCUGCAUAUCAUAACGACAAGCUUUAUCAGUCUGUAUUAGGAUAUUAUUGCACUAAAUGUGAUCUAGUAAAUAGAGGAGCUUAUGAUAAAAGGCAAAUAGGAACAUGAAAGGCAGAUGACAAUGCCAAAGCUGCUCGUGUCCCACAUUGACAUAAAUAGUCCUUAGAAUGGUCCAGGCAUAGACGUUGAAUAGAGACACAUACUUCAUUGUUAAAAUGGAAAAUUUUUAUUAUGACACUGGUUUCAUCUUACAUUAAGUAUAGAAGUAUGAGUGUCCUAAGUAUUCAGUUAAAAAAAUUAUGUAGAUCAGAACAAGAGAAUUAGAAAAUUUGGGAUUUUAACUUGCUCCUAAGAACAAAUAUAUACUCCAGGAGUACCCAGCACUUUAAGAAUAUUAAUUAUGACCACUAAUUAAACUGCAUUUUGAAAGUUAAUCUUAUAGGAGCCCAAAUGAAAACCGGAGCUUCCAUCCUUAAAUUUAAGGAGAUUUGGUUCACCUGUGAGAUCUGACCCAUUUGCUGUUCUAUUUUAAAUAACUAAAUUCUUUUAGAAACCUUUUUUUAAAAAAAAUUAGUCUUCAGAACAGUGACUGUGUUUGAAGUGUGCAGUGGCUACUAGUGAAAUUAUUUGUCAUAUCCCUAAUAAAUUCCACUAUCUUUUAAGAUAUCUAUCUCUUCCAAAAUUUUAUGUAGGUAAUAAGAAAAUUUGUCUAGAAUGUACAUAUCAUACAUGGAUAACUUUAAAAUAAGAAUAUUUGUAAUCACGUGAAUGUUGUGUUUCAUACUUUGUUAUGAUAAGUGUAUUUCUCUUGUGGUCUAGACGGAAAGGGAGAGAAGAAAGAACAACUUUUUGGAAAACUAGAAUUCAAGCCUAGGAUGAAUAUCUGAGCUCUGUCUUGGAUUCUGCAUCUAGCUUUGCCACAAUCGCACUGUAACUUUGGGCAAGUUAACUCUUUUUUGGUGUAUCUGGGGCUUCAGUUUCCCUACUGAUAAAUAAUACAGUGAAGGUAAGAACUGCUCCCUUCUUUCACCAAGAUGAUAUUAGGUCAGUGGAAAAUCAUCUUCCUCUCAGAUGAAAAUAACAUUAAGGCAAAUUUUUUUUUUUCAUUCAUAGCAGACUAGCCAAGAUGCACUUUCUAAAUAUUCUAGGUUUUAGAGAAGACUUCUCUGGUCAGAGGUUGGUGGGGAAAGGCAUAAAUAGCUAAAUAAUUAUUGGCCAAUGGCAUGUAAGUAUAAGACUUGAAAAUUAUCUGGGAAUAUAGAGCUACUAAUCAAAUAAACAUGGAAAGAAUGAAGAACUUUUAGGAAGGAAGAGAGAAAUAAGAGAAAAAGGAAUAUGUAAAUAUUAUGAUUUUUCUUAUUCUACCUAAUCAUACUGCUCAGCAGAAAUUCUCAAUUUUGUGAGAAAAAGUAAACAACUUGGUGAAUAUUCAAGGUAUAGCCCAUCUUCAACUUUAGUAUGAAAAUAAUCAUGACUUUCUCAAGAUAAUGGCUCCACAUAGGUAGAUGUUCUUAUAACAAGAUUUUAACUAUGAAAGAAUCCUUUCCAAUGACUAAUCAGUUUUUCAGUGUGUAUCUUGAACUGGAAAAAAACAGUUUUAUAAAAGGGAAAUCAUUUGAAUUACAUUAGAAAACCACUCAUGUUGUAUCCUAAUGAGAGUGUUUUAAUUUUAAAAAGUUAUAAUUUGUAAUUAGUAAUAUUGGUGACUCAAGGAAGCCACUUAAUAGCAUGUAAAAAUUUAUUUUCAAAAAUGAGAUUCAUUUUGUUAACAGUUGUUCUGCAAAGACAGUCUUGUAAACUAAGAGAUGCAGUCAAACCUGCAGUCACUACAUUUGCCAUGACCCUUUGAGUAAAGAAAAUAACAAGAGCAUGUAGAAACAAAGGGGAAAUUUUAAUGUACUACAAGAGAUAUUUAGAUCUCUUACUGGGUUUUCUAAUCUUUCCAUCAAAUCAGAAUUUUAAAAUUGUUAUUACAAAUUAGGAAUUAGGCAUUAUUUUGAAAACAGACACAAUUUCUCAAGUUAAAGGAAGACUAGUUAUAAAUGCCUGAGACUUUCAAGAUGUAUUAGAGGAGGCUUAAGGGGAUUGGUCAUCAUUGACCAUGACUUUUUACUAUGCGUUGUAAUCCUUAUGAGUUAUUUGCUAAGUGGUCAGUAACGUUUAUAUUUUUAUCCACUGUGAUGGACCCUUGGCAUUCCAACUCACAGUCAUAUUACAUAUGUAUUUGCAUAUGGAAAUAAAUAUUUUCAGUCAACUUGCUCUCAGUGUAAACUUUGUACUUAACAGCCUAAAUGUUGUUAGCAGCUUAGAUAAUAAAAACUCUUACAGGUGUGGCAUGACAUUUAUUAUUAUUUAGAGGGUUGAUAUAGAUUAAUUUGACAUUAUAGGAAAUAUUCUUCUUAUCUUGGUCUAGGAAAACAUAUCAAGAGGUGAUACAUGUGGGACUACACGAUCAGAACAAAAACAGAGUCAGGUUUUAAGUAGGACAGUGGUACCAGACUGCAUGAGUUCACAGGAGUCCAAAUCAGGAUUUGCAUUUUCAUGUUUGGAACAGAUCUACAAAGAAGAGCAUAAUGGAGGUCGCAGUUUAGUGCAUGGAGAGCUAAGCAUGGUCACUGGCAAUGCUUAUGGGUGCGAUCAGAUCAACUUUGGUGAGUUUAUAUAGAAUUUUUUUUUUUGUCUUCCCUUAGCUUUACUGGUGUACAUUGCUUUACAUUUAUUGACUGCUCUGUGUAAGUAUGUGCAGCCUUCUCAAUGAGAAGGAUUGGCUAAGUCUGGAUCUUCCAUUAGUCAUCAAAAAAAAAAAAAAUAUAUAUAUAUAUAUAUAUAUAUGCCUGGGGAAUAGAUGAGGAAACUUGUCAGAAUAGCAUAGCUAUUGAGAUUCUAACACAGGCAGGCAGACCCUGGAGAGAAAACUUCACUUUAUAAAAUACUGACAUUUGCAAGGGCUAUCUAGCCCAACCACAAAUUUCAGAUGUUUCAAAACAUGUACUUUUAAAGUUUCCUGAAUUUAAAAUAAUUUUUUAAAAUUUCACUCUAUUAUAUAAGUAUAAAUUUUUAUUUUUCAUAAUAGGUUAGAAUAAAUGACAGAGGUUGAAGUCAUAACUAUUGCAAGCACAAGGUGCCCUAUCCCAGUAAUGAGAUCUUCCUUUAUUUCUCCCAACAACUUACCAGUAGAGGUAAGUCACCAAAUGUGGUUAUAAGUAAGAGGCAAGUUGUGGUCACUGGUAUUAACAUUUCCUUUUCCAACUGAAUUUUAACCCAAAGAGGUAAUGCAUGAUAGUCAAGAAAAGCAAGAAACAUUCAGGUUUUUUUCUGUAAUCUCUCUUAAUUUUUAAUAUUGGGGUUUGGAUGAGACUAUGGAAAUAUUUUAUUUCUAAAAUUUAUUUUCGACCCACUGAAUUUUAAGUAGAUUAUGCAGAUUUUUUUUUUAAUUGUACCACUGUUGGCUUCUUGGCCAAACUACUAUUAAAUGCAUUAUCCAAAUGAACUGUUUCAGCUUAGAAUAGCAAUUUGUAUUAUUUCCAAAUUUAAUGAGCCUCUUGUAUGUAUAUUUACUUCAGAGAGUUUAAAUAAUUUUCUCUAAUGAAAAAAAUGUUAAUAUUCUUAAUGUGAUUUAUUCUAUCCGUUGAGAUUUUUUUAAGAUAAUGUUUUGAGAUAAGGAGAGAAUACAAGGUAUUACAGUAUACUCUGGGAUCCUCAGCUCAAACCAUCUUGUUUUCACUUUGAUGACAAUACAGCAAGAGGUAACCAUGGAAAAGACCAUUCUACCUUUUUCAGAACAACUGGGAAGGACCCCAGUGACACUGCAUAAAGCUUUUAUAGUUAGCUCACUUUCAUCCCUGGCUUUUACAUGAUCACUGUGUUACUAUUUAAGUAUGGUCAUGACUUGUGCUACAUCUAAAUGCAUUUGUUCAAAGAACAAUUGACCUAAAAGUACAGUUGGGCCAGAAUUAUAACUGAGGAAAAUAAAAAAGAGGGUUAGGUAUAGCUGUUACUUUCUCUUAAUGUGUUUUCUCUGUGUGAUGCUCUUAACUAUUUAUUUAGAGAUAACACAUUGUCAUCACCAUAGUUAAGACUUUAAUGAAACAUUAGGAAACAGUGUCAAAGUUUGUCAAAUACUGGGGCUUUAAUACAUAUAUAAAUGAGUGCUCCCCCAUCAACUGAGUUUAGAACUUCUAGUUCUUACCUAGAAGCCCAGGCCCAUAAACAUUCGGCUGGUUGGGCUCUAUCUUCAUGGAGUAAAGUCAAGAGGAUCUGACCACUCUCUCCUUCAUGCAUAUUUACUAACUGUUGAAUGACCAGACCAAUCAAGGCCAAAAUAUCUACACUGAUGCCUGAAUAAACCAGAUUGGGUAUUCAUAGCAACCAAAUUAAGUAUUUCACUGCCAAAUAUUUUAUCCUCCUUCUCUGCUAAAUCGUCUUUGAUGACAUGAAUUUAACCUCUUCCUUCCAUGGUCAGACUCUCUAUUGGGAAGUUGGACUUUGUGAUUAAAACAACAUAAAGAUUAUUGUAAGUCACAGAGGUGUUGGUGUCAUGGAUCCCUCAUUUGCUCUUCAAUUUUUUCCAACCAAAGUAUGAUGGGAAAGAUUCCUGAUGAGGCCAUGAUUGAGCAAACAGGAAGAAUAGCUAGCAAACUAUGCAAAAUCACAAUAAUGAUCCAUUUUGAAUUUCAUGUCAAAGACAUUUUGAUACACCUGGGUCUUUAAUAAUGGUAUAUUAUGUCACAGCCAUGCAUUGUCAGUUUAUACAAAAGCCAAAUGUACUUUUAUUUAAAAUCAAGAUUAUUUAAAAUCUUUCAGAUUUAGGAAAAUCGUGGCAAGGAUAGGUUUUUGAUCUGUGCAGCAAUGUUUUCAUGUUAUGAUUCUCAGUGUUCUUUUUCAAAGAUGGUAUAAAUGUCUUGUUCACUUCCAUCUUAUUGGCAGCACUGGUGUCUUCCAUUGAGCAGUCAUCUUCCUCCUUAGAUCCAAUUCACAGUUAAAGAGAGAUAAAACAUGCAUUUUAUAUUAGGAACAAUAUGAUUGUUACCACAUUGAAAUUGGAAACCAAUUUAGACCCAUUUCUACCCUACACAUCCACUGUAGUUUAUGGGAAAAGCAAUGAUUCCUAGAAGUGCUUGGUACUCAGACAACACAAAGUAAAAUGUGCAUAUUUAUGAUAUAUUAAAAACUAUAGAUUUCUUUUUAUUCUAUGCUCUAGUGACAUUGUUUACAUUAGUUGCAGCAUUUUGUAUACUAUACUGCAAAUUCCUGACUAUAACACUAAUAUUACAAUGGGAAUUUAUUUUUGCAAGUUUGUAAAUGUUUUUGCCACUGCAGCCAUAUUGGUGGGAAAUUGGGGUAUUAAAAAUGCCUCUAUCUGUAAGGGUUAAUUCACUGGAAACAAUUUAUUUAUGUAUUGGCCAAGGAAAUAAUGCAAAAACUUCAUGUGAUGUUUUUAAUACCUUAUGCUAAGCAGUACUAGUUAGCUCUUUUCAAAAUUUAAUUCAUGUUUAGCAAAUCAUUUUUUCUACUUAAACAAAGGUAUUGCAAUGUGUAAUAUAGAGAUUUUUUAUGUACUGUUGACGUCACCUGAUUGCUGAGAGAAUGUGUGAAAAUGUUUUUAACUUUGUGACUUUAGGGUCAAUUCUGGAAUACUUGUGAUCAAAAUUUGAUUGUGUCUGGGAAGUUUGUGGUGAUUAUCACUUUACUUAGGAUUUGUUCUCAAGACACAAUCAUUUAAAAAAAAUUGAAUUGGCAGGUGGAAGUUUCUAACCCAAAAGAAUUCUGGGUUUCAGCACAAUAAACUGUACUUCAUCAGGGAGGAUUAACUUUGGGUUUUUUUCCACAAUUUAUUUAAAUGUGAAUAUUUUUUCAUGAUACAGAAUAAAAUGUGCAUUUUAUGGAA